UCUCUCUCUCUCUCUCUCUCUCUCUCUCUCUCUGGUUUCUUAAAUAUUUUUCUCCUCCCAAUUUCCCUCUCUCCAAAUGUUUCUAAUGUUCAGUACCUCAAGUGGAAGCACAUCAUUCCAAUCAGUGAUAUGCAGAUUACAGCAUCAGAGAAAAGUAAAGAUGAGACAAAAGGAAGAAAUCACGAUGGUAAAACCCAGAAAAAUCAAUAAAACUGGUACUACUUUUUCUGGUUUUGGCGGAGGAAGAAAAGAGCAAACUUGGGGUUGCGUGAAAGGUUGUGGAGCUUGUUGCAAACUUGAUAAAGGUCCUUCUUUUGCUACUCCUGAAGAAAUCUUUGAAAACCCAGACGACAUUCAGCUUUACAAGAACAUGAUAGGACCAGAUGGAUGGUGUAUACAUUACGAGCAAACUACGCGAACAUGCUCUAUUUACUCUGAUCGGCCAUAUUUUUGCCGGGUGGAACCUGGUGUGUUCGAAGAGCUGUAUGGUAUUGAUGGGAAGAGAUUCAACAAAGAAGCUUGCGGUUCCUGCAGAGAUACAAUCAAGGCAAUAUAUGGUGCAAGUUCGAAAGAACUGGAAAAUUUCAAUCGCAGUGUAAGGAAUUCAAAUUGUAAGUCUUAAAUAACUUUGACGAGCUAUAAAGGUUGAAUCUCAGCUUUCAAUUUUGUAGUGUUUUGACAUUUAUUCGGCGUCUGAGUUUUCAAGAGUCUAUAUAAUGGUUGCAUUCACACAUAAAAGCAGAGAAACGGCAAAAACAACAUUUCACUA
Messenger RNA from Papaver somniferum (opium poppy), 769 nucleotides. RefSeq lists its product as uncharacterized. Bases 77 to 622 code for a protein of 181 amino acids. The transcript has 4 exons. NCBI's taxonomy places the organism in Eukaryota, Viridiplantae, Streptophyta, Magnoliopsida, Ranunculales, Papaveraceae. The record is from RefSeq and is a predicted model, not a curated record.